GGGAGAGGCGGAUCGGGCGGGCAGGGGGCGAGCUCGGGGUUUGGGGUGCGCGCUGCCUCUCUCAGGAGGAGACGUGCGCCGGAGCAGCUCCCCUCGCUCCGCUGCCAAGCGAGGCUUCCGGUCAGCCGAGGGCUCUCUGCGUCUCUGUGAACUUGAACGGAGGCAGAGGCGAAGGCGAAACAUUCUCCGGCCGGGCGUGCCCAUUGGUGGAGCUCAGCGACGGCGGAGCUGGUGACGCUGAGGCAGGACCCACAGCCGCGGGGCCCCGUGGCCGGGGCCAUGUGAUGCUGCCCCCCGAGCACCUGCCGGGAUCAGGGCGGGAGGACCGGGGAGCCUGGAGGCGCGCAGGCUGGUGCCGGGUGCCAGGAUGAGGCUGCUGGGGGCCCCGGCCUCCCCCGCCGUCGGGUGCUAGGAGCCGUGCCCAGGCUGCAGCUGGGAGCCGCCGCCCGGGGGCAUGGCCAAACCCCUCUGCCGCCUGCAGAAGCUUCUCCUCCGAACGCAGUUCCUGCUCUUCUUCCUCACGGCCGCCUACCUGAUGACGGGCAGCCUGCUGCUGCAGCGGGCCCGCGUGGCCCUCCCACCGGGGCCCCGAGCGCCCGGCCCCCUGCAGGCCCUGCCCGUGGCCGCCGUGGCGCUGGGCGUGGGCCUGCUGGACAGUGGGGCGCUGCAGGCCCCCCGCGUCAGCCCGGAGCUGCUGCUCGGCGUGGACGUGCUGCGGAGGCCCCCAGCCCGGCCCCGGCCCGGCCCCCGCGGGCUCCGGAGCCGGAACUCAGAGCUGCCCCCGCUGAGGCGUCGCCGCUGGUUCCACCACCUCGCGGGAGACGCCCGGGGGCCGCCCGCCCCGGGCCCCGAGGCCCCCAGGCCCGUGGCCAGCAGCCGAGGUGCCUACGUCGGCUGCUUCAGCGACAGUGGCCGCGACAGAACGCUGAGGGGCGCCGUGUUCUUCGACUUGAGAAAGAUGACGGUGUCCCACUGCCAGGACGCGUGCGCUGAGCGGUCCUACGUGUACGCGGGCUUGGAGGCCGGGGCCGAGUGCUACUGCGGGAACCGGCUGCCGGUGAGAAGCGUCCGGCCGGAGGCGUGUAACCACGAGUGCAAAGGGGAGAAGGGCUCCGUGUGCGGGGGCGUCGGCCGGCUGUCUGUCUACCGUGUGGAGGACCUGCAGCUCGGCUCCAGGAAGCGGAGAACCGUCACAUACCGCGGAUGCUUCCGGCUGCCAGAGAAUGGCACACACACCUUCCCUGAGUCCCUGACACAGGCCAACGUGACGGUGGACGCCUGCUCGGGAUUUUGUUCCCAGAAGGAGUUCCCACUGGCCAUCCUGCGGGGCUGGGAGUGCUACUGCGCUUACCCCACGCCUCAGUUCAGCCUUCGGGACGCCGUGGACAGCUCGCUGUGUGGCCAGGAGCCUGAGGCGCAGAGGCUGGCCCCGUACUGCGAGGUCUACCAGACACCCAUGCAGGACACUCGCUGCACGGACAGGCGGUUCCUGCCCACCAAGUCCAAGGUGUUUGUGGCUCUGUCGAGCUUCCCGGGAGCCGGGAACACGUGGGCGCGGCACCUCAUCGAGCACGCCACCGGCUUCUACACGGGGAGCUACUACUUUGAUGGGACCCUGUACAACAAGGGGUUCAAGGGCGAGAAGGAUCACUGGUGCAGCCGGCGCACCAUCUGCGUGAAGACCCAUGAGAGCGGCCGGAGGGAAAUCGAGAUGUUCGACUCGGCCAUCCUGCUGAUCCGGAAUCCGUACAGGUCCCUGGUGGCCGAGUUCAACCGCAAGUGUGCCGGGCACCUGGGCUACGCGGCCGACCGCAACUGGAAGAGCAAAGAGUGGCCGGACUUCGUGCGAAGCUACGCGGCGUGGUGGUCCUCGCACGUGCUGGACUGGCUGCGGUACGGCAAGCGGCUGCUGGUGGUGCAUUACGAGGAGCUGCGGCACAGCCUGCUGCCCACGCUGCGGGAGAUGGUGGCCUUCCUCAACGUGUCCGUGAGCGAGGAGCGGCUGCUGUGCGUGGAGAACAACAAGGAGGGCAGCUUCCGGCGGCGCGGCCGGCGCCCCCAGGACCCCGAGCCCUUCACGCCCGAGAUGAGGGCGCUGAUCGACGGCUACAUCCGGACGGUGGACAAGGCGCUGCGCGACCACGGCGGGGCCGGGCUGCCGGGCGAGUACGUGCCCAGAUGACGGCCCGGACGCUGCCCCGCGGCCUCGCUGGGGCCCGGCUGCCGGAGCCGCCGCAGGCCCCCCUGCGCUCACAGACCCGUCUCGCGGGGCCACGCGCGCUGGGCCGGGCCCUCUCGGACCCGCAGACGCCGGCCCGCCCGCGCGCGCUGGGCUCCCAGUCCGGCUUCCUGUUUCGCGCUGCAGACUCGCCGGCCAGGGUCCUCGCCCCCGGACGCGGGGCUGGGCGGGCGUCGGCGCCGUGGGCAGCGAGCACCCCGGCGUGGGCAUGAGCUCACGGAUGCUGCUGGACCCCGCGAUCCUGACGGCGCAUCAGACGCCCCAUGAACACGUGUAGCGUGGCCAUCAGGCACCCCGGUGCACAGCCCUACAUCUCCCUUCUCUGUAGGCGGGCUGGCAGGACUGGACAGAGUAGACCCCCCCCCCACCGCACACCGACCUCAGGACCUGCCACAGCUCUGUGCACCCCACAACCCCGUCCAACGUCAGCACUCCUUGGAGGGGCCCCCUUGCCCCGCUUUUCCCUCCCGUGUCCCAGAGGCGGGUGUGAGGGCGAGGGGGCAUGGGGCAAGAGGGGCUGGCCUCCAGGGGAGCCCCAGACCCGAGGGGCACACAGGCCUGCAGGGGGGCUUGGGGUGCACAUGGGGAGACCCAGGAGGGACAGGUCUUGGGGAUCACUUGGCCCCACCCAUCUUGGCCAUGUCCCCAUCCACACAACCCUCGAGGGAGGGGCCACGGCCAAACCUUCUGUGUUCACCCCCGCCCGGUCCCUGGGGCUCAUUACCACGCCCUCUGUCUCUGCGUGAGGUUGCCAUCUCUCUCAGUCACUCACCCCGGAGGAAGGGUGCUCACGGACGCCGUGGCCUGUUGUGUGCUAGCCCGGCAGUGUGUGUGGGGGGAGGGUAGGAAAGCCCCCUACCCCAGCUCACAGCCUCGGGGGGCAGGGGAGGCUGGUCCCAAACAGGAGUUAACCCAGUAGCAGAGGAGCGUGCGUGCGCUCAGGGUCUCCACGCUGCUGGUCCGGAGGAAUCUGUAGGGAUUUCCCCAGCGGAGCAGAGGGAAGGGCGUUGAGGCAGAGAGAACAGCGUAUGCAAAGGUUCAGAGGCUUGGAGAACGGGUGUGGGGCGUGUGUGUCUGAGUGCGCAGCUGGGGACGGAGUGGUGGGUGAGGACAGAGGUGGGGACACAGAGGGACUGUCCUCACAGCGGCCUGGUGCUCAGCCUGAAGGAACAGAGCGCCCUUCAGAGACCGACUCUCAGGUUCAGAAUGAGGCUGUGCAGACCAGGGCUCUGGUCUGGGGGUGGGGCUGGACCCUUGCGAGGUGGGUGGUGGUGGGCGGGCCCCUCAGCAGCUUCUCCAGGCUUGGGGUGACCGCAGCUGGGCCCCUUGGUCUGUCCUCCUACGGCCUGAGCCAAGCUGCACCAGGGGAAGAAAAUGGGGAGAGGCUUGGGGAAACCGGCAUUGGAACGUCCUGAGCCUGCACUCCCCGCCGGCUGCAGGAAGCCGAGAGCCACCACAGGUGGGCAGGUGGGUGGGGGGCCCGGCGGGCUGCCCCUCUUCAGAGGGAGGCCUCCACGGCCGUCCCCGGCUCCGCCAAACCCACACUGGUGCCGAGCCUGUCCCGGCCCUCCCACAGCUGCGCUCGGCAUGACGCUGGAAGCACCAGGUCUUGCUAAGCGUUUAUUGGCACGGCUCUGGUUCCACCAUCCAGUCUGGGUCGGCCCGAUAGAGCGGUGUCUCCAGCGUCGCAGGAAGAGGGGAGACCUGCCGCGAGGCCCCACCUGCUGUGGAAGGCGUCCCAAGGGACAGCUGCGCCCCCCAAGCAACCCUAGAGUCUCGAGGGGAUGGAGGGCCGGAUGCUGGCUGCCUCCUGAGAUUGGCUCCCAGAUCUGGCCCUCACUCUUCCGGCCGCCGGGGAGACUUCAGGGACAAGACCCGGACGCCGGGGAGGCUGGGAAGGGCAGAGGUGUGGCUGGAGGGCCGACCCACGCUGGCCCUCGGGCCUCCCACCCUCCUGCCCACCCUGGAGUCAGGACAGCAACAGCCAGCCCCUCACCCCAGUAGAUGGUUCAUUUCCUGCUGCCAGGUGCCCAGAGACCUCCCUUCCUUCCCGGGGGAGAGCUAGCUGCUCAGACGGCCUUGCAACUUUCAGGGCACCUCAGCCAGACCUGCAGAAGAGUGGAAUGACGGGGUCACCUGCAUUGACUCACACUGAGUCGGUACACAGUCGGGUGCCCGACACGGGGGUGGUGCUCCUGGGUGUCCGAUGAGCAAGGACGUGCAAAGGCCCUGCUGCUGAUUCUCCGUGGCUGUCACCACAGCCUGUCCUGGGGGAGAGCCCGGAGGCACGGGAAGGGGCUCGGGGUGUCCGUUUGUCUCUGCAAGUGAGGCGUCCUCAAGCUCUCAGCUUCUCCCAUCAAGCCUCUGCUGCCCUAAGCAGCCAGGGAGCAAAAGCCAGUGUGAAUUUGGUGGAGGAUUGUGGUAAAACCCACUUCCUGCAGAUUCCACCUGUGAAAUCACGUAAACCUGUGUUAAGACAUGUAAUCUCCAUGGUUUUCAUCUCCCGUUGUCGAUCAAUUUGGAAACACCAAAAUACAUAAUUUAAAAAAACUAAAACACAUUUCUGAUAAUCCCAGCGAUGUGUAAAUGAGACAGAAGAAUAGACAGGCUUCCAGACCCUGGGAAGAAAGCUGCUUAAUUAUGUGAGCAUCUUGUAAUGAAGCCUCUUGCAGCUAAAAUUAGAUCCUGAGUGCAUGAAUAUGUGAUAAUGUUUGCACACCCGAAUGCAUUUUCCCCUUAAAACGUGGCAGGAGCUCCUUGGUUCUUGGGGGGGCCCUUAGGGGUGGGGAGAUGGGAGUGCUUGGGGGGUCCUCGCAGCUGCAGGGAUGCUUGGGGCAGAGGUGUGUUUUUCUGCGGCUGGAAAAUCCCCGGGGGUCUAGCAGGAAACUGAUGGGUCUGGGGGCCACACUGCUCACCGCUCCCAACAGGACCAGUUGGCCUAGACGAGGUGGAAAUGGAAUGGAAGGCAGACUGCGAGCCGGGCAGGGCCAUGCCCCCCUGUUCCCGCCCCCGUUUCCUUCCCCAGCAGCCCUGGUCUCUGGGGGACGGGGGGAUUCGUGUUCAUCACCAUCUCUGGGGUCGGGCCCCCGGCUGGACAAAGCCAACGGCUCCUUCCGUCUCUCUGGCGAUGGGUGGGUUCAGGGAUGGUCCUGUGAGCUACAGGGGUGCGGCCGGAGGGCAUCUCAGGACGCACGGAGCGUGCACUGCUGGUGGGAGGGGAGGUCGGCGGCCCUGGGUCUGCAGAGGGGCCCACCCUCCAAUGAUGCUGGUUCUGCCGCGGGGGUGGUCGGGGGCACAACCAGCCAGGAACUUGGUGGCAUCGUUAAGAACGCUCAUGCUUUGCCUGUGACCAGCCCUCCCUCUGGAUGGUUUUGUCACAUGAGCCAAUAAAUCCCCUUUCUUGUUCA
Mirounga angustirostris (Northern elephant seal) is the source of this 5646-nucleotide messenger RNA. RefSeq names its product WSC domain containing 1 (gene WSCD1). Lineage: Eukaryota; Metazoa; Chordata; Mammalia; Carnivora; Phocidae. Gene Ontology annotation, molecular function: sulfotransferase activity. The transcript is spliced from 9 exons. The record is from RefSeq and is a predicted model, not a curated record. The coding region runs from base 455 to 2182 and encodes 575 amino acids.